Chinchilla lanigera (long-tailed chinchilla) is the source of this 1459-nucleotide messenger RNA. RefSeq names its product bcl-2-binding component 3-like. The record is from RefSeq and is a predicted model, not a curated record. Lineage: Eukaryota; Metazoa; Chordata; Mammalia; Rodentia; Chinchillidae.
CCUCCCCGGCCUCGCCGCUCGUCGCCCCCGGGGGCUGCGGCCCACGCGCCCCGCUUCCCCUGCUGGAGAUCGGAACCCGGAGAUCGGAGCUUAGUGCCCAGUCUCACAUCUGCUGCAAUCAGAAAAUCCUGUUGGCUCUACCUGAAAACAUAUCCACAAUGGAGUCACUUCUCAGCAUCUCCUCCCCCGCUACCCUGCUUUGAGUGGAUCUAAUCUGUCCCGGAAGAAGGUGAAGGCACCUUAUCUGUCUCCUCCGUUAGAGUCCCUUCCCAUCCGUCUGUUACUCAGGCAGCAGACAGAAUGAUCAUUGGAAAAUUAAAUCAGAUUGCUUCUCUACUUAAAAACCUUCCCGAGACACCCUGUCACUCAAAGUGAAAGUUGUCUUUAAACUGCAAACGAGGCUCUUCAGGACAAGUCUGUUGCCACUUCUGACCCGGAUUCGAUUCCUGCGACUCUCCUUCUUAGUCUGUUCCCACAACACUGUGCCCCUAGACAGUCCAAGCAUGCUGACACCUCAGCACAUUUAUUUGCAUUGGCUGUUUGUUCCUCCUGCCUUUAGACUGGGAUGCUCUUCCCUCAGAUGUUGCUCCCUUUCUUUCUUGAACUCUUUAUUCAAAUAGCAAUUUUGCAUUGAGGCCUAUGUUGUCAGUCUUCCAUAAAUCAGUGUAUCCUCCCUUCAGGUUCUUCCCUCUUACACUGAUUUUUUUUCAUUUAAAAAUGUGUAUCCCUUCUAAUAUAACUGUACCAUUUACCUCUCAACUAUGUUUGUUGUGGGUCUUCUAGAAUUUAACUUCCAUGAGAUCAGAGAGUUUUGCUCCCUCUCCUAUUCAUGGCUAUAUGGCUAUAUCCCAAGUGUCUAGUAUAGGAGUCAACAUAUAUCACGCUUUUAAAAUUACAUGCUGACUUACUGAAGGAAAGAAUUCACGAAUACAAUUCUGUUUGAACCACCGGGUAGACUGGAAGAACCCACCCAACAGCUUUGACCUGAACUGUAUUAGCAUCAAGUUCCACAGUGGAGAGAAAGGAUGCACUCUCCGAACACACUUCCUGCGCACCAGAAAGGGAAAGAACAAUUCUUUUUCCCACCAAACACCUAUUUUCCCGAGGACUGCUUUGAGCACUAAUUAGAUGGGGAUAUGGCAAAAGCAUUUUGAUUUUCUAGGAGAAAACAUUGCAUUAAUUUGAGACUUUUUAUUGUGUGAAAGGAUGGUAAGUGACAAGGGGAAGUACAAGGAUGAGAACAGAGCUGACAGCAGAUUGCUUGCUACUCCUACCACUGCCCUGGCGUUUUAUAGGAUCCUUGCCUUAAAAGUGCUAUCAGGCAGGGAGAAGGAAAAAAGUGGUUUUGUAAUUCUUACCCUACAUGGCCAAUUUUUAAGAAAUACCUUCUUUCUCGUAAUUAACUUUCAAUUAUUUACAGCACAGUAUGCUCAUAAAUAAAUUAUUCUCUACUUUUCAA